Molecule: messenger RNA, 1746 nt
Organism: Drosophila suzukii
Lineage: Eukaryota; Metazoa; Arthropoda; Insecta; Diptera; Drosophilidae
Source: RefSeq, a predicted model, not a curated record
GACGCUUCGUGGAGAAAAAGGAAGCGAAUAUAAAUAUAAUACAAUUUACCAGGAGGAAUAACCCCUUAUCUUUAAAUUACACACAAUGGCCUACAAGUGGGUGCAAUCUUCGGCCUACUCCUCCCUUCCCGAGGAGGCGGUGGUGGGCGGCAACGAUGAGGACGGCGCCAUGAUUUACGUGGGCAGGGCGGAGCACGAGGGCGACAUGUUGGUCUGCAAGGUGGUGCCCAGCAAGCAGCUGGGAUUCAUUUCGCAGCGGGGCGAGGCCCUGCCCAAGGACAUCUUCGAGGUGCUGUGCGGCCAGAACCUGGUGUGGAUCAAGUGCUACGACCAUGUGAUACCCGAGAACGCGGUCCUCUGCGGACGCACUUCGCUGGAUCAACCGGUGUACAUAGGUCGUGGGCAUUACGAGGGUCACCUGAUCAUCGGCAAGAUCUCCUCCGUCCAUCGCGCCCUGUUCAUUGCCUAUCGUGGAGCCGAACGUCGCCUUGAUUCCUACGAGAUUCUUGUGGAGGAACGUCGAGUGGUUCCGGGUUGGCAACUGCCUCCUCCUCCGCCACUAGAGGAGCCGGAAAAGUGCCCACUCACCCCACCACCACCACCUUUUCCGCCGGCGAUGGCUCCUCCUCUGGCUGCCAAGCCGUAUCCCUAUCCUGAUCUGGGUGCCAUGCCUUUUCCCUUGACUGACAGGCCUCCGGCCUAUACACCCACACCGGAUCCACUGCCUCCGGUUGGAGGUGUGAUGGUGAUGCCUCGUCCCACUCCAACACCGCCUGCAGGAGGAGUUCUGGUGAUGCCACCUCCCCCUGCAUCGUUCACCCCUGCAGAAGUUUCCGUGGCGCCAGCACCUUCCUUUGUGCCCGCAGAGGUUACGGCAGUAUCCCUUCCAGUAGGACCAUCAUUUACACCAGCUUCCACUUAUAAUCCUUACGACGCAGGAUGCUCCUCCUAUACUCCGGCUGAAUGUGCGGGUGCUCCGGCAUAUGAUGCCUAUGGCUAUGGCAACAACUAUGACGUUUGGGUGUCAGCUGAACCGGGAUACUAUUACUCCCCAGAUGCCGUGGUUGGAGGUCACGACAGCAACAUGGAGCAGUUGUUGGUGUGCAGAGCCUAUUACCGAGGUGUCCAUGUUCCCGGAAAGGCGGUUCCCAGCCGGGGAUGUGCCUAUAUAGCCCACGGAGGCCGUGAGAUCGUUGAGCCCACGUACCAGAUGUUGGUGGGCAAGGGCAAAUACCAUUGGGUUCCGUCCUACGACGGAAACGUUCCACCCGGAGCAGUUGUGGCCGGAAGGACCCCUGGCGGAGAACCGCUUUUCAUUGGACGGGGUCACUACUGUGGAAGUCUCACCCCCGGCGUGAUUGAAACAUACAACCGAUGCCUACAAAUCCCUUACGGAGGUCAAGAGAUCCGGCUGAGCAGCUACGAAGUCCUGGUCAGGAGUGACAUUUUUCACAGACAACAGGCCAUCCGUUUGAUGUAUUGAAGACAACCUAUGUAAUCAUAUUUAAUAUGAAAACCGAAAGCAACGAAACCAUCCAACGACAUGAUACUAUACUAUACAUAUUUUUAAAAGCUGUUAAACUACUAAAUAGUUACAUUUAAUAUCAAUUUAAAAUGCUAUCUACAUAUCCAAAGUUUUAAAAAUUUCCAAGUGCAGCUACCGCGGAAUUACCAAAGAACUUAACUAGAACCAAAUCAUUUCCUGUAUAAAGUUACUAAGUAAAUAAAACUAUUUAUUAUAUAUUA